This is a messenger RNA of Frankliniella occidentalis (western flower thrips), 1908 nucleotides long. RefSeq lists its product as uncharacterized. The record is from RefSeq and is a predicted model, not a curated record. Lineage: Eukaryota; Metazoa; Arthropoda; Insecta; Thysanoptera; Thripidae. The coding region runs from base 33 to 1841 and encodes 602 amino acids. The transcript is spliced from 3 exons.
UGCCGCGGCAACAGGCACUGCCAAUAGUAUUAAUGUUCUGCUUAGUCUUUUCAGAAGUCAGGAGCAAUGCAGCCGCGGCGAACUUGAGGCGAUCCUUGGAGAAAGGUCCAUCCUCUGACAUGAGCGACACGCCCGAGACCUCGUGCGCCUUGGCGCUCAUCCCCCCAAACUUCCAACUGGGUAGCCAUGAUGCAUAUACGCCCAAGUUGUACGUGUUUGGCCAAACUGUUUGGCUGGAUGAAUUUCUCCGUCGGUUCCCGAAAGUAGCUUCGGUGUACCUGUUCGAAGGUCGUGCGGCCUGGAAGUUCUCAGAUUUCGUUCUGACUGGGAUGCUGCCGUCCUCCUCUGUCGCGCUCGUCCUCGGCCGGUUCGACCCCCUCCUCUGUAUUCCCUACCGGGUGCGUAUCCUCUACUGGUGGCCGCCGGUCGCGGAGUCCCAGCUGGAGUCCGAGGUGCAUUCCUUGAAGGUGCAACCUUAUUUGCCGGGUACCUGCCAUCGCUUCAUCCGCAUCAUGAUAACGACUCACCCUGACGGCGCGACGCACGUCUUCGCCCUGCACAUUACCUGCGACAUGUAUGAUAUCCCGAAGGCCACGCUCGAGCCAAUGGGUGCUUGGUCGGCGCAGGCAGGUUGGUCGACGCUGACCUCGGCGAUCUUUCCAGAGGCCUGCGUCACCUGGCGGCCGCCGCCUGACGGGCAGCCUCUCACUGCGGAGAUGCUCUCUCUGGCGCCCGAACAGUAUAACGAGAGUAGUGCCGGGCUCUUCCAGAUUGGGGAGUCGUACCAGAUACUGCGAGAUUUGCAAGACUUGUAUGGUGCAGUAUUUGAAUUUAAAUUCAAUUACACUCGAGAUCUGUUUGGCCCAAUAAGGGCUGCAGACACCUGUCGCCUAGAUUUGACAGCAUGCUCUGUUGGUUCUAGUACAGGUUUUAAGAUAACAGUUGCCUUACACAGCCAGCUAAGCGUGUUUGCUUGGGGAUUGCACGAUCUUAUAUUCGUAGUUCCUGCAGGUGCGGGCAAGCCAUAUCACGCGUUGCACUCUAUAACGGCCGAGCUCACCCCUGCAGUGUGGUCUGCCGUUGGGGCGUCGACGAUGGCCGUGGCCGCGUUCUUGUACCUGACGCACGGUGAGCGGUGCUACCAGGGCGCACUCCUGCUGACUCUCGCUCCGCUGCUGACGCAGCCGCUCAGCUUUCAGAGUGUGCGCCCGCGAGCAGUCUUUGGAGGAUGGAUGCUGACUUGUGUCGUGGUGGUGGCGGCCUAUCAAGGGAAGCUACUGAGCUUCUUGAGGGACCCGAUCAGGAAUCGAGAGAUUGACUCCUGGCAGGACUGGCUCGAGACUGACUUGUCACUCAUGAGUAACGGCCCCUUUGGUCAGCAGGACACGGAUUACCUCUCGUUGAUCGGCGCCACUGGUUUGUCACACGAUAGGUUCCGUUUCGGCUUCAGCGACUGGGAGAUGUUAAGUGCAACUGCAUAUGGGAAGAACGGUAGCUUUUUCUUUGACAAAAGCCAAUUUGACGGUCUUUUAAGCUACUUCCCAGGAGCUUUUAUGAGACAGCUGCACACUUUUCCGUUUGCAACUAGUUUUAGCAUUUAUUCUUGUUUUCUUACUUCUUACGGUUCUCCCGUAGAAGGCCCACUGCGAAAGCUCUUAGGGCGCAUGCGGGCGGCUGGCCUGCAUCGCAAGUAUCGGCGGAUUGCUUUCCCUUUAGGCAAUCAGGAGAGGAAACCUAUCACCACAUACAAUUUGAAGCCUGUAUUGUGGAUCUAUUUGGCUGGAAACUUAGUUGCAUUAUUUGCUUUUACUGUAGAGAUGUUCAUUUAUGUACGUACCUAAUAUUAACUGGCCUCCACAUUUCUUUACAGCUAAAAUGAACGCUAAGCACGAGACUAGUUAUCUUAUU